Messenger RNA from Lacerta agilis (Sand lizard), 4646 nucleotides. RefSeq names its product macrophage mannose receptor 1-like. Gene Ontology annotation, molecular function: signaling receptor activity. The record is from RefSeq and is a predicted model, not a curated record. Lineage: Eukaryota; Metazoa; Chordata; Lepidosauria; Squamata; Lacertidae.
UUUUCAUUCUGCCUGGCUCAUUUAUGAAGAAGUAACUGAAAAGCAGCAGACUCUGAUUUGUCUUCUUUCCAUGGGAUCUGUGUGGUAGGUUUGGUUGUGGCCAAUGCCUUCCUUUUUGCUCCUAAAUCUCUUGGUCCUCAUUCAAGUGACUUUUCAGGUACCAGAAAGUGACAGCUUUCUGAUACAAAAUGAAAACCUCAAGCUUUGUAUACAACCUCAGAAAUCUCGUUCCAUCACCCUGGUCAACUGCGAUGAGGAUAAUGAGUGGCAACAUUUCAAGUGGGUUUCCGAAGACCGGAUCUUGAACAUGGCAGUGAAGUUAUGCCUGGCAGUGCCUUCCAAGUCAGACCUGGUUGCACUCACCCUCUCCCCCUGUAAUGAGACGGCUGAACUUCAGAAAUGGGAAUGCAGAAAUGAGAGCCUCCUUGCACUCAAACAGGGAGAUUUGUUUCUAAAUCCUGAAGGUGGCCAAAAAAGUCGUCUUAUACUUUCUAAAGUAGCCACCAGCAAGAGUACCUGGAAGAUCUAUGGAAUGAAAGACAGUUUGUGUUCCAAGGGCUAUGAAGCUCUGUAUACCAUAGAAGGCAAUAACUUUGGAGCCCCCUGUGUGUUUCCAUUCAAGUAUAAGAAUAAAUGGUAUGCAAAGUGCAUAAGAGAUGACGAUGGAAAUGGAUGGCUUUGGUGUGGAACAACAGCAGAUGUGGAUAGAAACUCUUUAAGUGGAUAUUGUCCAGUAAAAGAUGACCAUGAUGAAUUCUUCUGGACCAGAAACCACUGGACAGGGGAUCUGUAUCAGAUCAAUUCCCACUCAGCUCUAACAUGGUACCAAGCAAGAAAAAGUUGCCAGCAACAGAAUGCAGAAUUAUUGAGCAUCACCGAUUUACAUGAACAAGCAUACCUGACAGGGUUAAUAAAUGGUAUAGCUACUUAUUACUGGAUUGGUCUGAACAGUUUGGAUCUUGACAGUGGAUGGCAGUGGAUUGGCAACCACCCUUUCAGAUAUUUAAACUGGGCUCCAGGGAGCCCAUCCCCAGAAACAGAAAAAAUCUGUGGAUCAAUGCAGUCUAAGAAUGGCAAGUGGGGGAAUGAUAAGUGUCAAGAGAAACUUGGAUACAUUUGUAAAAAAGAAAACUCUUCAAUAGAUGCUUCUGUUAUUCCUUCAGAUGGCUUUAAACCAAUUAAAUGUCCAGAUGGCUGGGCUGCAUAUGCAGGUCACUGUUACCGCCUUAACAGAGACCUUAAGACAUGGAAGAAUGCGUUAUGGUCCUGUCGAAAGGAAGGUGGAGAUUUAAUAAGUAUACACAACAUUGAAGAAUACAGCUUUGUCAUUUCUCAGCUAGGCUACAAACCAACAGAUCUUCUAUGGAUAGGACUGAAUGACCAGAAGAUUCAGAUGUAUUAUGAAUGGAGUGAUGGUUCUACCGUGACAUUCACCAAGUGGCAGAAAGGAAAACCACAACAAAUAAAUGAUGUGCAAAAUGAAUGUGUCAUCAUGAAUGGGGAGAAUGGGUACUGGGCUGAUUAUUUCUGUGAAGUGGAACUUGGUUACAUCUGUAAAAGACAACCUUUGGCAUUUCUUCCUGGAGAACCUGAAAUCGCUGAUCCAAAUUGCCAGAAAGAUUGGAAAAGGCACGGUGUCUAUUGUUAUUUAAUUGGACAAACAUUUUUAACGUUUUCAGAAGCAAAGAAAUUCUGCGAAACAAAUAAGGGAUCUCUGACUUCUGUGGAAAACAGGUAUGAACAGGCUUACCUGACUAGUCUAGUUGGGCUUCGUUCUGAAAAAUAUUUCUGGAUUGGCCUUUCAGGCGCACAGCAAUCAGGGACAUUUAACUGGACCAAUGGAGAUGGUGUUCUGUUUACCCACUGGAAUUCAGCAAUGCCUGGGCAACAUCUUGGCUGUGUUGCCAUGAGAACUGGGACUGCAGCUGGAUUGUGGGAUGUUGUGAACUGUGAAGAGGAGGCAGCCUUCAUCUGCAAACAAUGGGCAGAAGGUGUAACAACAACUCCUGCCCCCACACAAAGUCUUCCACCUCCAUGCCCAGAAGGAUGGCGUUCCAGCAGUACUAGAAAUGUGUGCUUCAAGGCCUUUAAAAAAGAGAAAGAGAGCAAGAAAUCUUGGUUUGAAGCACGAGACUUCUGCAGAGCAAUUGGAGGAGACCUCGUUUCUGUUCAUAGUGAAGAAGAACAGAAAAUGCUGUCAGAGUUGGCUUCUGCAGACUAUUAUUGGAUUGGUUUAAGUGAGUUGGAGCCCGAUAAAGGAUUUACUUGGAGUGAUGGAACUCCUCUAAACUUCGAAGAGAGGAGCUUUUUCUAUCAAGUUUUAAGAGAUAAAGACAUGGGAUGCAGAGGAGUGGCUUCAUUUUAUUCGUGGUGGAAACCUUCCUGGUGUGAGCAUUUUCUGAAUUGGGUUUGCCAAAUAAAGAGAGGUGUGUCAUUAAAACCGGAGCCAAACAAUCAUUUCGAAUAUUCAUUCAAAAGAAUUGAAAAUGGCUGGAUCUUGUAUGAGGGCAACGAGUACUAUUUCAGUAAUGAAACAGCAUCUGCAGAAAGAGCUCGAGCAUACUGCAAGAAGCAUGGCGGAGAUCUUGCAGUCAUUGACAGAGAAAGCGAACAAAAGUUUUUGUGGAAAUAUAACAAGCUUUAUGGAAGUUACAAGAACAUUCACAUUGGUUUAAUAUUGGGUCUCGAUAGAAAGUUCGGCUGGUUGGAUGGAACUCCAGUGACCUAUGCAGCCUCACCUAAUGACCCAACUUUGCAAAAUGAUGAUGAAAACUGUGUGGUCAUAUAUUACAGCACAGGUUUAUGGAAUGAUAUCAACUGUGGUGCUGAGGACAGAUUUGUAUGUGAAAGACAUAACAGUUCUGUCCGUUCAUCUGUUGCUCCCACGCUGCCUGUACCUCUUGGAGGCUGUGCUGAAGGAUGGCUUUUCUUUGAUAAAAAGUGCUUCCAGCUGUUUGGUCUUAAUGAAGAGAGGAAAAACUGGUCCUAUGCACGAACCACUUGCAAGAAUCUAGGAGGGAAUCUGGCAACUAUACCGAACAAAGCUACACAAGCAUUCCUCACAGUGCACUUAAAAAGUGCUGCAACUGAUCCUUGGAUUGGACUGAACGAUGUUAAUAUUGAGCGCAUGUUUGUAUGGACAGAUGGAAGUGGAGUCCACUACACAAACUGGGCCAAAGGUUUUCCAGCUUAUGGUGAAGACUGCGUUUUUAUGAUGAAGGAGCCUGAGAAGCUGGCAGGAUAUUGGAGAGAUGGGCCAUGUUCUGCUAAGAAAAGCUACAUCUGCCAAAGAAAUACUGAUCCUGCAUUAUCACACUCUGAAACAACAAUUCCAGCCUCUGGUUAUGCCCCUUUUGGGAACAGAAGUUACUCUCUCAUCACCCCCAAAAUGACAUGGGAAGAGGCCAGGAAAAAAUGUAAAUCUGAACAGUCAGAUCUUGCCAGCAUUUUGGAUCCCUACACUGAAUCAUUCCUAUGGCUGUGGGUGUUAAAAUAUGGAGAGCCUGCAUGGAUUGGCCUAAAUAGCAACAUGUGGAUAAGCAACUGGAGACUGGUGUAUACUAACUGGGCCCCCGGGGAGCCAAAGCAGAAAAUAGCCUGUGUCUAUUUAGACAUUGAUGGUCACUGGAAAACCGGAACUUGCAAUGAAACAUACUUCUCUUUCUGUGAGCACUACCACGGUAAGAUGCCAACUGAGGCUCCACAAGUCCCAGGGAAAUGCCCUGACUCAAAACAGGACCAGAGAUCUUGGAUUCCUUUUCGGGCUCAUUGCUAUCAAAUCAACCAGCCUUCAAAUGGAUGGCCAGAUGCAGCCUUCAAAUGUACUCAGUUAGGUAGCACCUUGAUUUCUAUAGAAGAUUCAGCUGAAUUGAACUUUCUGAUGGAGCAUACUCAGCAAUCCCAACAUGCUGACUAUUGGAUAGGAUUGUUCAGAAACAUAGAUGGAGAAUGGAUAUGGCAAGAUAACACUGGCACUAGUUUUGUCAACUGGAAAGAUGAGAGUCCACACCCGAUCCUCAAGCUGUUUUCAGUAAUAGCGAGUAAGAACUGCAUUCUCAUGAACAGCCAUAAUGGAAAGUGGUCCAGGGAGCACUGCGGAUACUCUAAGGGAUUUAUAUGUAAAAGGCACAAAAUUAUUGAAGAGACAACUAAAGCACCUACGAAAAGUACAGAACAAGAAGAUAUUCCUGCAUCAGCCCAUGGCAGAGUUGCAAAGGUAGCCCUACCAGUUAUCAUCCUCAUUGGCAUGGGUACUGCACUCUAUAUUUUCUACAAAAGAAGAAGUAGAAAACAACGAACCACUGGCAGCUUUGGUAACUCCCUCUAUCGUGACAGUGAGAUCAUUCUUCACAAUGAUUCAGAAGUGCUUGUGGAAGAUAAAGAGGGAGAUAGGCUGUGAUGUGGGAGUAAGUCUCAUUGAGCUCAAUAGGAAUUACUUCUGAUUGACAGGGGUAGGAUUGCAUUAUUAAUUCCUUUCAAGAAGUAACAAUAUGCAUAUGCAGAGGUCCUUUCUAUCACCACAUUCAUUGUGUGGCAUGCUCUGAAUGCAUAAUUCUUAUUUAGGAAAUAAAACGUAUUCUAAAUAGAAUAAAUUCAAAUUAAGGUAAUUUUAAUCUGUUUUAGUAUUUUAACUUUUGUAUGUUUUA